AUGGAUGACCUGGAUGGCUUCGGGCGGCGCGAGCCCAAGAUGUGCGUCACGGUGAAGGUCACCGUGCCGGCCUUGACGGUGCGGGACCGCAGCACACGUAUCAUCGAGGCGAAGCUGAACACGACCCUCGAGGUGAUCGCAAACGCGACUCAGAAGGCCAAGGCCAACGCCAGUGCCACUGCCAAGUCUCGUCGCCAAGCUGUGGCAGAGGUGCAAGCUGAAGCGAACGCCAGCUACCAUGCCACGGCGUAUGCGGAAGCCACCUACACGGCUUAUGCAGAGGCGAAAGACAGGGCUACAGCUACCUACAAGGCGGUGGCAACCGCAGAAGCGAAGAAGGACGAGAAUGGUGACUUGGAGGCCACCGCGGUGGCCAAGAGCGACGGCUCGGCAUCGGCCACAAAGAUCGCCAACGCCACCAGGACGACAGAGCGGGCCAAGGGCGAAGCAGGACCGUCCUGGUGA
Effrenium voratum is the source of this 465-nucleotide messenger RNA. The record is from the annotation of a GenBank genome assembly. Lineage: Eukaryota; Dinophyceae; Suessiales; Symbiodiniaceae.